Cordyceps militaris CM01 is the source of this 1326-nucleotide messenger RNA. Its product is annotated as alpha-1,3-mannosyltransferase CMT1. The record is from RefSeq and is a predicted model, not a curated record. Lineage: Eukaryota; Fungi; Ascomycota; Sordariomycetes; Hypocreales; Cordycipitaceae. Bases 1 to 1326 code for a protein of 441 amino acids. The transcript is spliced from 3 exons.
AUGUUGACAGAUUGGUCCGAGGUUGCGAGACUUCCCUCAGGGGAGCUGGGGUGGAGGGAUCGCUUCAAUGAAACCAAGGUCACUGGUUCCUCCACCAAGGCUUAUUCCGUGUACUCAGCCCGCCAUUUCCUACCCCACCUACCAGUGUCUACAUUUUUUGAUCGCCAUGGCUAUAACAGCAGCCGACUGACGACGUCGCAGCCGGUCGCAGAUGGCGUUGUCCUCUCUGCUGCGAAUGUAACCACCUACCUCGAUUCCAUUCUCGACUCGGCGUCGACAGCCUUGCCACGACUGCACUGCCCAGCUUUCGAUGCAAAAAGAUAUGACUAUCUACGUUCCAGCGGCUCAUGGCAGUCAACCCAGGGGGAACUGAAAUAUUUCUUCGCACUCGACCUCCGAAACUGCCUUCCACUGCUUCCGCGACUGCUCGGAAGCAUUGUCGAGGCCGUCAAGUUCCUUGGGCCUCAAAGUUGCGCGCUCUCCAUAAUAGAGGGUAAUUCCCCUGACGGCACAGCCGAUGUUCUGGAUGCUCUGAAGCUGCGCAUGGAACAAAUGGGCCUUUCAUACUACUUCAACACAUCGACGAUUGAUCCUUCGGUCGGCGAGAGGAUUACCAAGCUAGCAGAACUGCGCAACCUGGCUUUGGCGCCACUCUUAACUCACCCGCGGGCAACAAGCAACACGACCGUCACAUUUCUAAACGACGUUGCUGCUUGUACCGAUGAUAUCCUCGAACUCAUCUCCCAGCGUCACACCCUCAACGCAGACAUGACCUGCGCCAUGGACUGGACGUACGUCGGCAAAGAUCCCACAUUUUACGACGUCUGGGUGGCGCGCGCCAUGAACGGGGAUACGUUUUUCGAAAUCCCACCGGACGGCAACUGGAACUCGGCGUGGAACCUGUUUUGGAACGCCGGCGAGACGAGCAGUCGAUUUUUCCAGCAGCGGCCCUUUCAGGUAUUUGCUUGCUGGAACGGCGCCGUUGUAUUCUCGGCGCAGCCCAUUCUGGAAGAAGGGCUGCGCUUCCGGGAGGCAAAUACUACCCGGAAGGAAUGCCCCCAGGGCGAGCCGCAGCUGUUUUGCAAGGAUAUGUGGUUCAAAGGGCACGGCAAGAUUGCAGUGAUUCCAACGGUUAAUCUGGAGUAUUCGGACGACAAGGCGAAAUGGAUCAAAGAUGCAAAAGGUUACACGUCGGAGAAUGUGGCUAAACAGGACGCAGCUGGAGAUGUCAUUGAGUGGCAGCAGAAGCCGCCUGGGAAGGUUAAGUGUAUGCCUGUAUGGGAAAACCAAUACUGGGUGGAAUGGAAUGAGACAUUGGAGAAUUGA